UAUAAUAAGAAGGAACGAAGACGACGAGGCAACGACGUGAACGACGAGGAGGAGGAGGACGACGACGACGACGACGAAGAGGAAGAGGAUGAGGUAGAUGAGGAGAUUGAAGAGGAUGAAGGAAUCGAUGAGAGAGCAGCUGAUGAUAAUGAUUCUGGUACGGUGAGUGCCUCGAAGGAUGACGUUCAAGAGAAUUUAGAUGACAGCAAAAAAGCACAUGAAAACCAGAGGUACAGUGAUAAAAAUGAAACCAAAAAUACCAAUGAGAACAAUGCGUCAACGCCCGAAUUCAAAGGCAAAAGAACGAAACCAUAUAAGCGAUCAAAACGAACAUAA
Messenger RNA from Anisakis simplex (herring worm), 336 nucleotides. The record is from the annotation of a GenBank genome assembly. NCBI's taxonomy places the organism in Eukaryota, Metazoa, Nematoda, Chromadorea, Rhabditida, Anisakidae.